Mytilus californianus (California mussel) is the source of this 4075-nucleotide messenger RNA. Its product is annotated as serine/arginine-rich splicing factor 4-like. Lineage: Eukaryota; Metazoa; Mollusca; Bivalvia; Mytilida; Mytilidae. Bases 415 to 2307 code for a protein of 630 amino acids. The transcript has 6 exons. The record is from RefSeq and is a predicted model, not a curated record.
GUGGACAAAAACAGUCACAUAAAAUCUCUCUGUUUCCGUGUGAUUAUUCCGAUGAAACAUUAUUAAAACUACACCUAUAAUCUGAAUCAGUCUGCAUACAGUCAAUUUCAAUCAUCGCCGUCUCCUUGUUUUAUGUCGCAAUUUGAUUGGCUCCGAGUCUAGAUAAAACAAUCUGAAAAGAAGCAUAUAAUAAUGUACUAUUGUUAACGGAUUAGCUGUUAUUAAAACUUAAUGUUCUAAGGAUUUAUAUGUUUUCCUUAAAAAAUUGAAAAAAGUAUUAAAGCUUAUCAGCGAAUCGGGUAUGAUAUCAACGCUUCGGAAAAUAAUUGUUCAGAGAAUAAAAUCGUCAAAGGAAGUAUAGGAUUUUACAGCAGCUAUUGGAAAAUACUGAUUGCUUUAACACACGUUAACAUCAUGACGGAAGCUAAAGAGGAUAUAACUAAAUUGAAGAAGAAUUUUAUGCAAGUUUACGGUAUGGACUAUGUAAAUGCAAGCCGUAUACUUAAAACCAAAUAUCAGCGCAGCAAGAACAAAGAUGGACUCACAUUAGCAGAGAGAAUAAAAAUGGGUCGUUAUGGCAGUGGACAAGGUCAGUAUGAAAUGGAAAGAAAUGACAGUGCUUUUGAAAGUGUUGACAUAGAUUAUGGUGAACUAGACGACGAAAAGAGAACGCCAACACCGGAACCAACACGAUCUCCACCUAAGGAACAGAACAUGGACCAAACACCAAGGGGAAGCCGUCAACGUCCUAUUAGAGGUGAUUCAAGACGGUCUCUGUCAGAAACUCCACCACUUCCUCCCAUAAAGCAAAAUCCAGACACUCCGAGAUUAGAGAGGAAGAAUAAUCCAAAUCAAGACUCACCUGGAAGAUCCAGCAGUCAGGUAAAACAGCGGCAAGUACUUCCUCCAAUAAAAGGAAAUGGAGGUUCAUCUGGUAGUUAUGCUGUCGAAGAUGAUCCUUCUCGUGAUAAUGUCACACGGCCAAGAGAUGAUCGACAAUUUGAUCCGGAUAUUGGCGUUGGUGUCAUGGUAAUAGGAACACAAAACCCACGAUCAAGGUCUCCUGAACGAAGUUCUAUGAAACGUUCCAAGUCUAGAUCGCCUAAAAAUAUCAUUAUACAUAAUCAUACAUCUAGACAAAGGUCUCAUGAGAGAUCUAGAUCACGAGAACGAGAUCGAAGAAGAUCUCGAUCAAGAUCACCUGAAAUCAAUGUUAACGUUAUCAACACGCGAUCUAGAUCAAGUUCGACAAAUCGUCGCAGAUCCAGAAGUUCGUCGUCAAGAAGACGGCGUAAAUCACGGUCUCGCACUCAAUCAAGAGAUAAGCGUCAUAUUGUUAUUGUCAAUAGAUCUAAUAGUAGAUCUAGAUCUAAGGACAGACAUAGCAGACGUUAUUCGCGAAGUCGAAGUAAAAGUUGUUCAACUUCACGACGACAUAGAACGCGUAGUAGAAGUAGUUCUGUUGAUGUAAAGAUAGUAAACACAUCAAGACGUCGGAAAUCACGAUCAAGGUCAUCUUCCAGGGGAAGAAGGAGAUCAAGAUCAACAUCAACAUCAAGAGGAAGAAGGAAAACAAGAUCACAUUCUCGCGAAAAGAAAAUUAUUGUUCAUAAAGGGCGUUCACGUUCACCAUCAAGAGGUAGAAAAAGAAGAAGUUCGAGUCCUAGAAAGCGAUCAUUGUCUCGGGGAAGAUCUCAUGAAAGGAGACAUUCAUCAAGAUCAAGAAGCCGAUCUCUUAGCUUCGAUAUCAAUAGUAAAAGUAGAAGACACAGAAAUAGUUCUAGUCCAGAUCGAAAGCAUUCGAAAGAUAAAGGAAAGCAACCUCUUAAGAAGAAAGAACUAAACUGGAAGCGUUCAACUAGUAGAUCACCAUCUUCAGAUCGUCGUCGCAGAAGUCCAUCACCAAUCAGAGCUGUUGCAGCCGCAGCAAGACCAAGGGAAGUUGCCCGCGCAGAGACUAGCGAAAAAGCUCGAUCGGGCAAUUCUCCAUCGUCUUCACGUAAAGCGAAUGACCAACGACUGCCAUCGUCUUUAGCAAUAGAAUUAAAUUCUCCGUCGAGACGAUCAGCGCCUUCUGACACAAAAUAUCCAUCGAACAAUAAGCCUACUCGUGGUUCAAAAACAGGGAAAAAUGACGACGAAAUGAAAGGAAUUAUAGAGCAGUUAGAUCAGUUAGCAGAUUAUAAUCUUAACUCUAUUAUGGGUAAAUCGAAUGAUUCUUCGAAGCCUAAAGUAGAUGAAAAAGUUAUCAAAGAAUAUUUAGGAGAUAACUACCAGAAAAAGAUGGACAAAUUUUUACAUAGUUAGUGUAAAUGACUACUUAAAAUGUUAUAUCCUUGACAUGUAAGCAGUGUAUAUAUGUUAUGAAUAUGAAUGACGGCAAACAAUGUAUCUGAUGCUAAACGCGAUAUAAAUUAGUGUAAUUCUCAAAAGAAGUCGACAACAACAAAAAAUCUCAAUGGAGCCAUUCGACCAAAUAUAUAGUGAAAAGAAGGACUUGUACAAUUUUAAUGUGCAAAGUUAAUAUUGGGGACUUAUUUUUAUAUAAAUCAUAUGCAUUGCAAAACUGUAUAAAUUAGCAGAGUUAUAUAAUUAGAUUUGUGAAAUUUGUGACGGGCUACUUUAGUACAUUAAAUUGGUGUAUAUUAUUCUAUCUUUCUGAUUGUUUGAAUAAGGAAAGUCAGAGACCGACAUUACCAUUAUAUCCAUAAAAUUGGGUUGUAAUAUUAUAUAUAUCCGUUUCUUAACAUGAAACGUGUUUCUUGUUUGUAGAAGGGGGGAUAUUAUUAAUAAUGUAUGCUCAAAUUUUGUUUUUGUUGAAGCUGGGUUUUUCCAACGGAUUAAAAUAUCAAAAAAGUAUUAAAGAGUUUAUAUAAAAAUCGUGUGAGAGCAAUUUUAUCCUAGAAAAAUAAAUAAAAAGAAUUCCCCAAAAAAUAUACCAUUUACAUCAAUAACAUAAUUUAAUUAUUCUUAUAUAUGUAUCUGCAAAUAACAUGACAUCUUGUUGUUUUCAUUUGCCUCGCUUACAUGGACCAAGUUUUGCAGUUUAAUUUUGAAUUAGGUUUUUGUUAUCGACAAUAAGUUGAUAUUUUAAGAAAUAUGCUUCAAAUCGACUCAACAGAUGUAUCAAACAUAUAUAGCACAGCAGAGGAUAUGUGUUACUAUUGUUUUGAAAUUGGAAAAUUAUUAUAUUUAUAAAUUUCCGUUAAUGAAUUUGUGAUAAGUUCUUGACCUUCGAUCGUUUUUUGAUUAUUUACAAUAAGCUGUUCAUUGAUUGUAAAGUAACAUUAAACUGGUAGCUAUUUGUCCAAGGUACUUGAUCUAUUCUUGCUGGUUGGUAAAUGUUUGUUUUUUUUCGUAUACUGAGUAUAAUUUUCAAAGGACAGAAAAUAACAUCAAAUAUUUAAAGAUAGCACAAUUCUAACACCGCGGGUGUUUUAUAAGUUUUGCCUGAUUGAUUUUUUUUUCAAUUAUUUAAUUUUAUUUUUGGGUUGCACCUCCCAAGUGCUAUACCAUUUUCCAAACGAAUGCUGUAGAAAGCUUAGCUUUAUUUUCUUAAUGUUGUAUUGAUAUUUAUACUUUUUAUUCAUGUGUGUGAUAUUUUGUGCUUUUCGAAAACUUGUAAUAUACCAAUGAAAAUUUGUCGAUUGCUUCUACGGUAAACUUCAGUUUAGUUCCAUUUCUUAUGAAUGGCGUUAAGAUGUUUAAAAUCCAAGGACUACAUUAUACUCACUUGUUCUAGACCGAUUGUAAGAUAAAAAAUAUAAGAAUUUGUAACUCGCAGAGUUGAACAGUGGGAACAAAUUGGCAAAAUACGUAUAAAUACAUUGUAUUAUCCAAGAAGUACAACAAUGACAUCUGUUACUUAAGCUUGUUAUAUAUACAUGUUCACUUUAUAUGUAGCUAUUAAAUGUAAGUACCUAUAUAUUUUUUUCGACCAAAGAUGUGAUAUUUUAUAACAGUCUGUGAUAAAUAUGUAUUAAAUUGUUGUUGUUGCUGAUGUUAUUAUUGUUAAAUGUUUACUAUUUCUAUUUCAAAUUGAUUGGCUUGUGCAAUAAAGCAUCAAUUUUCCAAA